UGUUAGCCUCCAUUUCUCCUGCUAGUCACAGAGAUGACUAUUACCUUUUAUUUCCCCAUAUGGUUAGCAAGGUUAAGUUCAGGACAUAAAAGCAAGCCGUCUCUGCCCCGCGCCUUGUGCAACCUCUCAAACAGAUCCUUUCUGUGACCACGUGCAAAUAAUGCGUUUCCCCUUCCUCGCCGUCGUUGCUGCUUUGACAGCAUCUCUGUCUGUCAGUGCAACGCCACCUGAUUUCAGCCCGCCAUGUGGGUUGACAGACGCUAAGUGCAGUGGCCCCGAGGAUUGCUGCUCCUUUCAGUGUGUGAGAGAUGGGAAAGGGUACCUGCCACUAGCCAUAGUAAGCACUCCCAAGAUACCGAGAGGCUGGCACGUAGUAUUGCAGAUUGAUGCGAGUUGAUCGAUAUGACUUGCUCUUGGACACUUUGACUGCCGCUUGAGUAAUUCUUGACUCAAAUAAACGCUCAUUGAAA
This is a messenger RNA of Suillus paluster, 470 nucleotides long. RefSeq lists its product as uncharacterized. NCBI's taxonomy places the organism in Eukaryota, Fungi, Basidiomycota, Agaricomycetes, Boletales, Suillaceae. The coding region runs from base 161 to 397 and encodes 78 amino acids. The record is from RefSeq and is a predicted model, not a curated record. The transcript has 3 exons.